AUGCUCCAAAGACGCCAAGAAGGCUUUGAACCGCCUACCCCAUCGAUACCGAAAUCUGGUGGAGCCAUGGCACAGCAGGAUCUGAGAGGUCAGACACCACCGAACACAGGUUCUGCUUUCUCUUUUUCCUCUCGUUCCGACCAAACUCCGUUGCUUCCGCACCAGAAUUCUAACCAUGAGAAUAAUGGUAUGCCCAAGCCUCGAGGCUAUCAAUUGGAGUUGUUUGAGCAGGCCAAAAAAGAGAAUGUGGCUGUAGUACUGGACACAGGAACGGGAAAAACAAUGAUUGCUCUCCUUUUGACUCAUUAUAUGCUCUUCUCGGAAAAUUCUAACCCGAAUUCCAUGAUUGUUUUUAUUGCGGAGAACAAAAUUUUAGUAACUCAACAAUAUAACUUUAUAACAAAUGGGUUGAAGCAGUUUCAAAAAAUGGAUUUCUCCAAUGAUGAGUUUUCUAACAAACAGGUUGAUUCAGACCCAAAUGACAUUGAUGAAAUGUGUGCAUGCUAUAUUGGAGGAGAGAGUGGUCUAUUGACAAAGAUAAUGUCGAAAAAACUGCUGCAGAAAAAGAGAUUUAUUGCAACUACUGCCCAAUUUCUUCACAACAUGCUGAGCCACAAUGCGCUAAAUAUGGAACAAAUUUCUCUGCUCAUUAUUGAUGAAUGUCAUCAUUGCGGAGAAGGAGAUCAUCCUUACAAAAGCAUCAUGUCUCAGUUCUAUCGUCCACUUAAGGAGGAGCUACGACCAAAAAUAUUUGGCAUGACGGCUUCGGCCAUUAAUUGUAAAGGGGAUGUGACUGAAAAAUCACUUCAACAAAAAUUGCAGUUAGAGUAUUCUUUAGAUUGCAAAUUGACAACCAUUAUGUCAGGUACAGAAUUGUACAAUGAAUUGCUGGAACACACAAAUUUACCUGAAGAGACUGUAAUACCUUACAGACACAAUAUUAACAUUGAUAGUGACUUUGUCGAAAGGUUUGAAGAUUUUCUGAUACAAACCAUCAAACGCAUAGUGUCGAGCAAAGAAACGAUGCUUGCUGAAGAUUUAGAAAGUAUUCUCCAAAAGCUGAGUGGUGAACUAUUGUACCUUUAUCAUGAACUUGGUGCUUGUGCAAUCAUCGAAUAUUUCAACCUUCUCUUUGAUAUCAUUGGAGACGUUAAAACCUCCGAAGAAGAUGAGUGCAAAACAAUGAUUGACAGCAUUGCACACUUUCAUGGGAAAGCUGCCUUUGAGGCAUCUUCCACCCCGUAUUUGGAAUUGAAUGUUGACAAAAACAUCAAAGGAGAUAUAAUGCGAUCACUACACACAUUUCUGCAAGGUGAAGAAACAUUUAUGGAGAGUAUGAAAACAGCCAGCUUGAUUGAACUAUUGAAACAGAAUUAUUGGGACUCUAACACCGAAACUUUUAACGAUUGGGUGAGAGGUCUUGUUUUUUGUGAAAGAAGGAUUGCCACUGUACUUCUCUCGAGAUAUUGCUCACGUGUAUUGGGCAUGAAUUGUGAUUUUAUUGUAGGUCAUAACUCCGACAAUACCAAAAAAGCUUUUGGUUUAAAGGGAAACGUCACACCUUCCAAGCAACAGAAGAAAAUUAAAUCAUUUAGAGAGGGUGAAAUUAAGUGCCUAUUCUGCACCAACGUUGUUGAAGAAGGCUUUGACAUUCCAGCAUGUAAUUUAGUCAUUCGUUUUGAUCCCUUUAAUGAUUAUCUAAGAGCCUACAUUCAAAGCAGAGGAAGAGCCAGAAAAAAGGGCAGCAAAUUCAUCAUUAUGAUAGAUGCAGAUGAUGAAAAGCAAGCUAUAUUUUGCUCGAAACGAAAAGUUGUGCAUGCCCAAAUGCAACAGUUAAUUUGUGAGGAUCAUUCAGAGGUACGACAAAAUUUUGUUCCACCACAAGACAUGCCUCCUUUUGGAUACGUGACACCUACUGGCGCAAAAGCAACUAUGACUUCAAGCAUUCAAAUUGUUAAUAGAUAUUUCAGCUUGAUUUCAGGUGCUUAUUGCACCGACAAAAAGCCAAAGUUUAUGACUUUUGAAUAUCGAGGAGAAUUUAUCACUCAACUUGUUCUUCCUGAUAAUUGUCCAGUACAUCCACGAACAAUUUCUAAUGACGAGCAAGACGAUCCUCCAUAUUUUCGAUGGAACAAAACAGAUUCCAAGAGAUACUGUGCCCUAAAAGCAGUCAAAAUACUUCAUGAACACAAAGAAUUGGAUGAUAACUUAUUCCCGACUUACGGCUCAAAAUCUUACAUUUCUAUUUCGCAGCAACAGAAACUAUCUUUUGACAAGACGAAACAAAAAAUUAAGAUUCCAAAAGCGUUCAAGGGAGGCAAUUUCGUCAUUCAUGAUACUCAAGAAAUUUAUUUUUAUGACAUUUUUGUGGACAAUGUUGACAGUAAUUUUCAGUUGGUUUUGCCAAAGAGAAUCGACAAGGACUAUGAAGACCUACUACAUAUUGAAAUAAGAGGUUCACGUAAAGUGCUAAUCCAGUAUUCGAAUUCGAGAUUUGUAGAUGUGAAUUGGAUACAAAAAAGUUUUGAACAUCAUGAUUUCAUGUUCCGUAAACUAUCCAAACUCAACCGUUCGGAUGCCAUGGAUGAAUUUGAAUACUCUCUUAGGCAAUGGAGUUUUUUUGUGUUACCAAAGAACAUGGAAGAACACUUUACCAAUGUUCCGUUGUUAGACAUUAUUCGAGAAAGAGGAAGUAAUAACACUUCAUGGAUAAAGGAUAUGGUUCUAGAGACGAGUUAUAACCACAAAAUAUAUUUGGCCAACCGAGUAAGAUUUGAUUUGAACCCUAAUUCAGCCUUUUCUUCUCCUGAAUUUUCUUCCUACAGAGAAUUUUGUGAAAAACGUUGGAACUUGGUGGUCAAUGAUUUGAAUCAACCUCUUAUUGAAGUAUAUCAGCCUAAAUUUUCUUCUCUUGGUAGAAAUUACACCGAAAUACAAUCAAAUUCUGCGGUGAUAAUUGUUCCUGAAUUUGUGAAUGCAUGCUCAUUCUCAAUAGAUAUGAUGAGUUUCAUCAGAAACAUACCAGAAAUACUGUACAACUUAAGACAUCGACUACUCACGAUAGAGCUAUCCAAAGCACUCGAUUUUUUUGAUCCUUUGAGAAAGUUUAAAGAUUUCAACAAAACUUUAGAUGGACUUAAUUUGUUGCAAGAAGCAAUAACAGCAAAAAGGACGAAUUUAAAAAUUAACUAUGAGAAGUUAGAAUUCUUUGGGGAUACCAUUCUCAAAUACAUCACUUGUAAGAAGCUAUUCUUUUCAUUUCCAGAUUUGCCGCCUGGCCAAUUGUCAAGAUUGAAACAACAACUUGUUAGCAAUGAACACCUAGCUAAUGCUUUCAUGAGAAGCAAUCUUGAACACUUUAUACUAACAGAACCACUUUCUCAUGGUCUCGUAGUCAAUAACUUGGUUCCAUUCUCAGAGAAUAAUUUUGAGGACUGGGAGGAAAUGAGAAAUCAAGAUAUGAAGAAGAAGGUGUUAGCAGAUGUUGUUGAGAGUAUUAUUGGAUUUUGUUAUCUUCAAUUUGAAGACAUGAGUUAUGUUGAACGUUUUUUAGAGCGAAUUGGGGUUCACUUUCCAAACAAAAACACUAUUGAAUAUACCGAGUUUUUGCCAGAAAGCAUUAAAACAAGAACCUUAGAUUCUUUGCUAGAGAUAGCAGAGAAGGGCAUUAUUCCGAGUGUUGAAUGGCAAAUUUCAUACGUUUUCAAUAACAAGAAGCUUAUAUUGGAGGCCCUCAUCCACGCGUCCUAUAAUUCAAAAGUUAACUAUGAACGAUUUGAAUUUUUGGGUGAUGCUAUUCUUGACAUGAUUGUUACAAAACGUAUUAUGAAUGAAUUUUAUGUGAAGGUCAAAAACAGCAGUAACGCUCCUGAUCUACCAAGCAUGAAUGAGCUUCGCGAGCGAAUUAUUCAGAACAAGUCAUUUACCGCCAUUGCUGAUAGCUUGAAGCUUUACGACUAUAUUAUUUUUUCUGGCGAAGAUAUUGUGAAUAACAUGCUAGCUUUCAUCACCUCCAAAGAUCCAGAGAAUAUAAUGGUAAAAAUUUUGAGUGACGUCGUGGAAAGCAUUGCAGCAGCAAUUUAUUUGGACAACAAUAAUUGUUUGGACAGUGUGGAAGUUGUGUUUGACACUUUUUGGGAGCAGUUCCUAAAUAAGGAAUUUGAAGAGACAAGAACCAAAGCAAAACAAAGGAUUCAUGGACUCUCUGAACUUUAUUUUGAUUCAGCUUCUGAACACUCUGAAAUUGCUCUUUUCUUGUUGAAAAAUCUGCAUAGAGACCCUUCUAUUGUGCUGAAUGAGAUGUUGCAGAAAUUUGUGUGGCUCAAGUACCCAGAAAGUGUGAACAUUAUUUUUCAAGAGACGACCAUUAAGCCAGAGCCCCCAAGGAAACUUGAUGCAAAUUUCAUAAUCACGUUUAUUGGCCACUCCUUCAUUGGAACAGACAGGAACUUGAAAGCGGCUAAAAAGAAAGCAGCCGCUGAUGCUCUUCUUUUCAUGAAAGACCAUAGCAAUAAUUUGUUUGAUCUCAUUGAUGAUUACAUACAAGCCAAUCAAGUGACGGCAAUGAUGAUGUGA
This is a messenger RNA of Naegleria fowleri, 4575 nucleotides long. RefSeq lists its product as uncharacterized. The transcript has a single exon. Bases 1 to 4575 code for a protein of 1524 amino acids. Gene Ontology annotation, biological process: RNA processing. The record is from RefSeq and is a predicted model, not a curated record. Gene Ontology annotation, molecular function: protein binding; DNA binding; ATP binding. NCBI's taxonomy places the organism in Eukaryota, Heterolobosea, Eutetramitea, Acrasida, Naegleriidae.